Penicillium canariense is the source of this 783-nucleotide messenger RNA. RefSeq names its product O-methyltransferase. The record is from RefSeq and is a predicted model, not a curated record. Bases 1 to 783 code for a protein of 260 amino acids. The transcript is spliced from 3 exons. Lineage: Eukaryota; Fungi; Ascomycota; Eurotiomycetes; Eurotiales; Aspergillaceae. Gene Ontology annotation, molecular function: O-methyltransferase activity.
AUGUCUACCAUCGCGAAGCCGCACGCACCUGAGCCCCGUUCCUAUUGUCUGGAUGGGCGAGAAGUUGACCUCCUUCAUUACAUAUAUGGUCGUCCCGAUAUCAAGGAGUUGCGCAACAACCCGCAGAAAGUUCUCGCUGCAAUCGAUGAAUACCACACAAACCACAACAUGCUUAUGAACAUCGGUGGUGUCAAAGGCGCAUACAUUACCGGUCUUAUCUCCGAGCAUAAGCCAUCAACUAUGGUCGAGCUCGGGGGUUACAUUGGCUACUCGGCCAUUCUCUUCGGCGACGCUAUCCGAGCAAAUGGUGGAAAGAAGUUUCUCAGUCUCGAGAAGAAUCCCGAGAUGGCGGCUGUUUCGAGCCAACUGAUUGAUCUAGCCGGCUUGCGCGAUGUGGUACGCGUGCUUGUUGGAUCUAGCGACAAGCUACUUGUUGAACUUGUUCGUGAGCGCAAAGAGAUCGAUCAGAUCGAGAUGCUGUUUUUGGACCAUUGGCAAGAACUUUAUCUUCCUGAUUUGUGGCUGCUCGAAGAUAUGGGUGUCCUCGCCCAGGACAAGUCUCUGCUGGUCGCAGACAAUGUGAUCAUGCCAGGAGCGCCUAGGUACUUGGAAUGGGUGAAGGCGACGCCAGCGCAAAAGCGGGCUAUCGUCAAGAAGCUGAACGUGCAUCCUCUGAAGCCAAAUCCGAACUUGGUGUAUGACACUCAUGUUCCGCAAUUUCAGACUGAUUGGGGAAAGGAUGGCCUAGCGAUCACGAAGAUUGUGGGGGAAGAGGUCGUCUAA